Messenger RNA from Aspergillus sclerotioniger CBS 115572, 1533 nucleotides. RefSeq names its product sugar porter family MFS transporter. Bases 1 to 1533 code for a protein of 510 amino acids. Gene Ontology annotation, cellular component: membrane. The transcript is spliced from 5 exons. The record is from RefSeq and is a predicted model, not a curated record. Gene Ontology annotation, molecular function: carbohydrate:proton symporter activity. Gene Ontology annotation, biological process: transmembrane transport; carbohydrate transport. NCBI's taxonomy places the organism in Eukaryota, Fungi, Ascomycota, Eurotiomycetes, Eurotiales, Aspergillaceae.
AUGACGGAUCAAACGUCGGCUACCUCCGCCGCCCGGGCUGAAUGGCGUGCCAUUGCCAUUUGCUUGUUCAUCACGAUUGCAGCUUUCCAAUUCGGCUUUGACUCGUCCUAUUAUUCUGGUAUCCUGGUCAUGGAACCCUUUAUUAAGGCCUAUGGACAUUAUGAUCACGCGACCGGCGGUUAUAUCCUUAGCUCCAGUAUCCAGUCUCUGACCACCAGCAUCAUCAAUGUCGGCGAACUCGUCGGAGCCGUAUCAUCCUACCUGGUGGAUGACCGGAUUGGCCGUCGCGGGGGCCUGUUUGUUUCGAGCACGUUUGUGGUACUUGGUGUGGUCUUCCAGGUUGCUGCUGAUAAGCUCGCUUUGUUGAUUGUUGGGCGACUACUUCUCGGGUAUGCCGUGGGUCUGAUCUCCUGCUUGGUGCCCUUGUAUGUCGCCGACUGUGCUCCAGCCCGGUUUCGUGGAGCCCUGGUCUCUCUCUACCAAUUCGACGUCGGCCUCGGGCUGCUGCUGGGUGUCAUUGUCGACAACGCUACCAAGAAUCGCAACGACAGUGGCGCAUAUCGAAUCCCCAUGGCAGUUCAGCUAGUCUUUCCCGUCAUCCUGGUCCCCGGAUUGAUUUUGUUUGCCCCCGAAUCUCCGCGCUGGCUCUUGACCAAAGGAAAGAUCGAGCAAGCCCGUGCAGCUCUGCGUCGUUUACACGGAAACCGUCCCGACCUGAUUGAGAGUGAGAUUCUGCACAUCUCGGGAAUGAUUGAAGAAGAGCGCCGCGUGGAAAGUUCCUGGCGAGAUCUGCUCCGCUGGACCCCUGACGGUCGCAAAGCAUACCUAGGCAUGGCCCUACAGGCCUGGCAACAAGCUUCCGGGAUCAACUUUAUCACCAGCUACGGCAUUGUAUUCUUUACUGCCAUCGGCAUGACAAAUACCUUCCUGAUCCAAAUGGGCCUGUACCUGGUCCCUAUGCCAGCAGUGUGGCUCAAUCAAUACUGCGUCGAGCGUUUUGGUCGUCGUCCCAUGCUCCUGCUCUCCUGUACCCUGGUUGCUGUGGUGUUGUCGAUUGUCGGCGGAACGGGAACUGCGAACCAUAAAACAAUGGCUUUGGACCGCACGAUCGUCGCGAUGGUCUACAUCUUCAUGAUCGUCUACAAUCUCUCCCUGGGCCCCGCCGUCUGGGUGGUUACCUCGGAGAUCUCUACUGGCCCUAAUCGCAGCAAACUCAUGGCUACCUCGACCGGAACUAAUUGGUUCUGCAGCUGGAUGGUGACUUUCACUUUCCCGUAUCUCUUCAAUGCCGAUGCAGCUGGUCUUAGCGCCCGAGUCGGAUUUAUCUACGGCAGCUUGAUGGUCGCGGCUGCCGUGUGGGUCUUCUUUCUACUACCGGAAACUUCAGGCAGGACACUAGAGGAAAUCCAGGUGUUGUUCCAGAAUGGUGUCCCGGCUUGGAAGUUCAAGUCGUAUGAUAUUUCUGAGGUCCCCGGGUCAUCUGCCAUCGAGGAAAAGAAAGAAGCCCAUGCCAUGGAAGUGGAGGAAGUCUAG